Messenger RNA from Astyanax mexicanus (Mexican tetra), 2351 nucleotides. RefSeq names its product DEAD (Asp-Glu-Ala-Asp) box polypeptide 18 (gene ddx18). Gene Ontology annotation, cellular component: nucleolus. The record is from RefSeq and is a predicted model, not a curated record. Gene Ontology annotation, biological process: maturation of LSU-rRNA from tricistronic rRNA transcript (SSU-rRNA, 5.8S rRNA, LSU-rRNA). The transcript is spliced from 14 exons. Bases 49 to 2037 code for a protein of 662 amino acids. Gene Ontology annotation, molecular function: ATP binding; RNA helicase activity; nucleic acid binding. Lineage: Eukaryota; Metazoa; Chordata; Actinopteri; Characiformes; Acestrorhamphidae.
GAAGGACCCCGUGCCCACGUGUGUGUGUGUCUGCGUGCGGGCGCAGCGAUGGCGGAUCUUCAGAUGAAACUCCUGCGAAAGAAAAUCCAGAAAAGAAGUGAAAAAAAUAAAGAGCGCAAACUGCGACAACAGCAGCAGCAGGAGGAGGAGGAUACUGAAUCUAAAACAAUCACAGAAGAAUGCUGCACAGAUGGAGUUAAAAAGACCACAAGUAAAGUUUUACAGAACGACCAGCCUCAGGUAGAUCAAAUAGAUGGGGAGGAUACGGUCACAGAGAACAGUAGUAAGAAGAAGAAGAAAAAGAAGAAGAGGAAGCUGGACCAAGAAGACACUCCCACCAACUCCAAUGUGAAAAAAGCUAAACAGGAAAAUGGUGAGGAUGGUGAAAAUGAGAUGGAAGCCACUGAAGACAGUGAGCUAGAAGAACAGCUAUGUGAGGAUGGAAUGGAUGAAGGGGCUGAUGAUCAGAAAGAUGGCAAUGAUGAAAGUGAAGAAGAGGAAGAUGAUGGACCAGCACUUCCGUCUGGACUUACAGGAGCUUUUGAGGAUCAGUCGUUUGCUUCACUAGCCGAGCUUGUGAGUGAGAAUACCUUGAAGGGUAUUAAGGAGAUGGGAUUUGAGAAUAUGACCGAGAUCCAGCACAAAAGCAUACGCCCCCUAUUGGAGGGGAGAGAUGUUUUGGCAGCUGCUAAAACAGGCAGUGGGAAAACUCUGGCCUUCCUCAUUCCUGCUAUAGAGCUAAUCUACAAACUCAGAUUCAUGCCCAGAAAUGGUACUGGAGUGAUCAUUUUGUCUCCAACACGUGAGUUGGCCAUGCAAACAUAUGGAGUGCUGAAGGACCUUAUGUUGCAUCAUGUGCACACAUAUGGUCUUAUCAUGGGUGGCAGCAACCGUUCGGCAGAAGCACAGAAACUUGGUAAUGGAGUCAAUAUAUUGGUGGCCACACCUGGAAGACUGCUCGACCACUUACAGAACACGGCUGGUUUCAUGUACAAGAACCUGCAGUGUCUGAUCAUUGAUGAAGCAGACAGGAUUCUGGAGGUUGGCUUCGAAGAAGAACUUAAACAGAUCAUCAAACUGCUGCCAAAGAAAAGACAGACCAUGCUGUUCUCAGCUACACAGACAAGGAAGGUUGAGGAUCUGGCACGAAUCUCUCUGAAAAAGGAGCCACUGUAUGUGGGAGUGGAUGACAACAAAGAAACAGCCACAGUAGAAGGACUGGAGCAGGGUUACGUGGUGUGCCCGUCUGAGAAACGCUUCCUGCUGCUCUUCACGUUUCUGAAGAAGAACCGCAAGAAGAAGCUGAUGGUGUUUUUUUCCUCCUGCAUGUCUGUGAAGUUCCACUAUGAGCUUCUCAACUACAUUGACUUACCUGUCAUGGCUAUCCAUGGCAAGCAGAAGCAGACCAAGAGAACCACCACGUUUUUCCAGUUCUGUAAUGCAGACUCCGGCAUCCUGCUCUGCACUGAUGUUGCUGCCCGAGGCCUCGACAUCCCUGAGGUUGACUGGAUUGUACAGUAUGACCCACCUGAUGACCCAAAGGAAUAUAUCCAUCGUGUGGGCAGAACUGCUCGAGGUAUUAAUGGCAUAGGCCAUGCUCUACUCAUCCUCAGACCGGAGGAGCUUGGGUUCCUGCGUUUCCUUAAACAGGCCAAGGUUCCAUUGAGUGAAUUUGAAUUCUCCUGGAGCAAGAUCUCAGACAUCCAGUCACAGUUGGAGAAGUUAAUUGAGAAGAACUACUACCUGCACAAGUCAGCACAGGAGGCUUACAAGUCGUAUGUGCGAGCCUACGAUUCUCACUCUCUCAAACAGAUCUACAACGUACAGACGCUGAACCUUCCCCAGGUGGCGCUGUCCUUUGGAUUCAAAGUACCGCCCUACGUUGACCUGAAUGUGCACAGCAGUAAAGGGGUAAAGCUUCAGAAGAGAGGAGGAGGCGGAGGCUUUGGCUACCAGAAAUCCAAAAAUGUGCAGAAGGCCAAGAUCUUCAAGCACGUCAACAAGGGCAGAGGAGACCGUCGACAGUUCUCUCGCUGAUCCUGCAGUGCUUCAGGAUCAUUUUUCUAUAUAAAUGCUUAAACAAAUACUUUUGUUACUACUUCUUGAUCUGAGGAAAGAGUCCAGUUAUCAUAAUGUGGUUAUUAUGAGAAAAUGUCUGUGUUUUACUAUGUAUGAGCAUUUUAAGAGUAGCUCAUCAAACAGGCGGGCUGUUUUCAUUCCAUUUCUCUGUGUCUGGAAAUCCCAUGUUGUGUAUUAAUAUACCCAUUUAAACUGUAUAUUAAUGUUUUUCCUGCAUUCUUUGUACUGCUGGAUUGAUUGCUAUAUUAAAGAAUGAUUCAAUAUCCCCUAAA